AUGGCAGUGAAUAUAUUUUACAAAUUUCCUGGGAAUUGUGGUAGACUGCUAUUAAAUAGGGACGAUGAUAUGAUCAUUAUGUUUGAAAUGAACUCAGAUGUUAGAGAGAUAGAUAUAAUUGUUGAAUUUGUUGACAAGGGUGUUCCAAUUAAUUUAGACAGUCAAUGUCCACUACAAAAUUCUGAGGGGGAAGAUGAAGACAGUGAGGGAGAAGAUGAAGACAGUGAUGAUUCUCAGAAAUCUAAUUACAGUUUCUCAAACAGUGAUGAUGAUGAGGACUGCAAUGAGGGAAAUGAAGGAAAUGAGGCACAUGAUUGGGAUAAUAUUGAAUUAGAAAGUGAGAGUUCUGAUAAUAGUUAUGGAGAUUUAUCAGAUUAUAGUGAUAGUGCUGAAUUUAGUGGAGAAAGUGGUGAUGAAAGGAAAGGUUUUGUGCAUCAACACAUCAAGGGGAUAGUGUUCAAGUAUGGUGCUAAUGGAGAGAUUAAAUUUGUGAAGGAUCAUUUGUUUGAUAACAUCAAUCAUUUCAGGACCGUGUUGAAGGAGUAUUCAGUUCAAAAGGGUUUCAAAUUGGUGAUGAAGAAGAAUGAAAGAAUUAGAGUGACUAGUCAUUGUGGGAACCCAGGUUGUCAUUGGAGAAUCCAUGCAACAGUAUUGGAAGACCAAGUUACAUAUAAGGUUAAGACAAUUGGUCCAGAACACACUUGCAUUAGAACCACUAAGAACAAGGUGGUCACUUCUACUUUUAUAGCAAACAAACUUGUUAACAAAUUUAAAAAUCAACCUGACAUCAGUUUAAAGAAGUUGGAACAAGAAGUUAGAGAUCACUUUAAGGUGGAAGUAAGUGAGGCAUGUUUGAUGGGGGCUAGAAAGAAAGCUUUAGAAAAGAAUGAAGGAACCCAUGCUGAUUCAUUUUCCAAACUGUGGAAAUAUGCAGCUGAGAUUCAAAAAACCAAUCCUGGGAGUUUAGUGUUUAUAAAGCAUUCACAAGAAGAGGAACCAAGGUUUAUAAGAAUGUUUUUAUCAUUUGCAGCAGUAUUAAAUGGCUUUAGGGAUGGCUGUAGACCAUUUAUUGGUCUGGAUGGUUGUUUUUUGAAAGGUCCAUUUGGUGGUAUUUUAAUUAGUGCAGUGGGGCUUGAUGGGAAUAAUGGGUGA
This is a messenger RNA of Cornus florida, 1152 nucleotides long. RefSeq lists its product as uncharacterized. Lineage: Eukaryota; Viridiplantae; Streptophyta; Magnoliopsida; Cornales; Cornaceae. Bases 1 to 1152 code for a protein of 383 amino acids. The record is from RefSeq and is a predicted model, not a curated record. The transcript has a single exon.